AGAAAAGCCAAAAUACCUUUUUGAAAGCUCUGCGUUUGGUUUAGUUUCACUUUCUGGCAAUUUACUAUGCAAUAUGAAUAUGGGCUUGAAGCUUGAUCUGUCUAUUCAUGCUUCUAUGUGUUUAUUUUCAAGAAAUUGUUUAUUAGGUGGUAUUGAGGAUGGGGAGGAGCCUAAGUCUGUAGCCCUUAGGGAAUUGCAAGAAGAAACUGGUGUAGUAUCAGCUGAGAUUAUUGCUGAGGUUCCUAACUGGUUGACAUAUGAUUUUCCUCCAGCUAUUAAGGCCAAAGUGAAUCGCCUCCGGGGAGGUGAAUGGCAUGGGCAGGCACAGAAGUGGUUUAUUUCUUCUUGCGUUCUUUUCUUUUUCUGUAGAGAAGUACAUUUGUGGCCUAGAUUUGGUUUUGUUUAUAUUUGCAUUCACCGCACUAAGAGAGUAGCUUGUAAAAAUCAUUUGACAGCUAUAACUAGAGACAUAAAGGGCGAAGAAUCAUUAGCAGCUAUGGAGAUUAUGACUAGAUAUUGAAAGCAGGCAGGCUUCAUGUGUGUGUUUGUAGUUAGGGGUAUAAAAUGCUUUUCGUUAAACUCGAGAAUAGUUCUUUAGUUUUGAUACAAAUCCCUUGAUGGAUUACUAAUGAGCUUCAAAAUACCAUAUCAAUCUGCAUUUUAAUACAAGCUUUUUAGGUCUUUCAUUAUCUUUGUGAUAUAUGUAUGCCUUCCUCGGCAUGUUUAUUCCUAUAAAGUGAUGGUUUAUAG
Messenger RNA from Rubroshorea leprosula, 750 nucleotides. Lineage: Eukaryota; Viridiplantae; Streptophyta; Magnoliopsida; Malvales; Dipterocarpaceae. The record is from the annotation of a GenBank genome assembly.